AUGACAGUGAUACACGUUGACUAUGGAUUACAGUGUGAAUUAGACAAUAUUAAUAACAGCUCCACAUCCGACGCACUAAUUCAAAAGUCCGAUGCGAACGAAACAGCAAUAAAUGAAACGCUUUCAGAAGCGAUAGAGCUGAAAAAUAGUAUUCCAGGAAUUUUAAGAUAUUCGGCGGGUAGCAAUUUUUCUAAACGCGGCCAAGGCUUUACUCACGGACUUGUUGUUGAGUUUGAAGGCAAACAGGAGCUGGAAGCAUACUCGGGUCACCCCAUACAUGUACAAUACAAACAGAAUUAUAUUGCAAAAUAUGUGGAAGACAUCAUAGCCUUUGAUAUGGAACUAUAA
Messenger RNA from Paraglomus occultum, 348 nucleotides. Lineage: Eukaryota; Fungi; Glomeromycota; Glomeromycetes; Paraglomerales; Paraglomeraceae. The record is from the annotation of a GenBank genome assembly.